GCUCGCCGGUCACCGGCCACGCCGCCCACGUGAUGCCUGGGCGCUAUAAAUAGCCCCCCGGCAGCCUGGCCGCGGAGCAUCCGUGGGGAGGCCGGCGCGCCCCGCGCACUGGGUCUCACCCACCGCGUCCUGGCCCUGCCCGGCCUCGUGCGAAUGGAGGCGGUGGAGGCGGGACGCCUGCGCGCCGACGCUGCCUGCCGCUGACCAGCCCGGGAUUUAUGGAGAGAGCCUCAGAGGGCCACUCUGAGCGCCGCUGCGGCCAGCAUUGCUGCCGCGCCUGCUGCUGAGACCCCACGCCUCCGGCCCUCACCAUUGCCCUCGCCCGCCCAUGGCCCCCGCCGCCCGGCCCGGGGCCGGCUCUGCCGCCUGAGCCCCCUGCCCCCUUCCAGGACUCGCCGUACCCCGAUGGGGUAACGUGACGGAGGCCCCGUGUCACAGCCGCCUGCUCCCACCCCAAGGCCGCCCCGUUGGUUCAGUUCGAGUUCGUUCUUCCUUUGGUCCUUGGGGGUUUGGGGCCUUUGAGUGAAGGCGGCCGUCGACCUGUCCACGGAUGCAGACGGGGCGUCCCCAGCGACAGGACAGCGCUGGCCACGGCCGCAGCGGCCGGACUCACUUUGGGCUUUUUAAAGAUUUCUUUGCUGACUGUUUUUGGUUGUCGUUAUUUUUGCUUUUGCCCCCUUGUAAUUAUCCAGCUCCGAGAGACAGGAGCUUGGACUGGUUCGUUUUACUUCCGGGGGGCUCUUUCGUUCCUUUCGUUUUUUAAAGAUUUGGGUUUUCUUUUUUAAUUAUCCACCCGUUAAUCCGGGCAGCAUCCUCCCCCCUCCCAAGUAUUUGCACAAUAUUUGUGCGCGGUGUUGGGGGGCAGGUUUUUAAAGAAGCAUUUUCUCUCUCUUGGACAAGCACAGGGAUCUCGUUCUCCUUGGGUUCUGGGGGGCUGCUGGGGCCUUCUCCCACCCGCGUCCCCGACCCUGCCUGCAGCCCCGUCCCGGGCGCUGCCCCGCCUUCGGGGUGCAGCCAUGGCGCGGAUGAACCGGCCGGCCCCCGUGGAGGUCAGCUACAAGAACAUGCGCUUCCUCAUCACGCACAACCCCACCAACGCCACCCUCAGCAGCUUCAUCGCGGACCUGAAGAAGUACGGGGCCACCACCGUGGUGCGUGUGUGCGAAGUGACCUACGACAAGGCCCCACUGGAGAAGGACGGCAUCACCGUCGUGGACUGGCCGUUUGACGACGGGGCGCCUCCGCCCGGCAGAGUGGUGGAGGACUGGCUGAGCCUGCUGAAGACCAAGUUCUGUGACGACCCCGGCAGCUGCGUGGCUGUGCACUGCGUGGCCGGCCUGGGACGGGCUCCGGUCCUCGUGGCUCUGGCCCUCAUCGAGAGUGGGAUGAAGUACGAGGACGCCAUCCAGUUCAUCCGACAGAAGCGGCGUGGAGCGAUCAACAGCAAACAGCUCACCUACCUGGAAAAAUACCGGCCCAAGCAGAGACUGCGGUUCAAGGACCCGCACGCGCACAAGACCAAGUGCUGUGUCAUGUAGCUCAGGACCCUGGCGCCCUGGCCUCGGGCUCAGCGGGGCUCCGUCUCCCUCCUCUCCAGAUGCCUCGCACACCCGCCACCAACGGUCCGGCCCGCCCCACGCGCCCUUUGCUGUCUCCUGUCACCGUCCGCCUGCGUCUCUG
Molecule: messenger RNA, 1680 nt
Organism: Orcinus orca (killer whale)
Lineage: Eukaryota; Metazoa; Chordata; Mammalia; Artiodactyla; Delphinidae
Gene: PTP4A3
Product: protein tyrosine phosphatase 4A3
Exons: 6
Coding region: 1017-1538 (173 amino acids)
Biological process (GO): protein dephosphorylation; endothelial cell migration
Cellular component (GO): nucleus
Molecular function (GO): protein tyrosine phosphatase activity
Source: RefSeq, a predicted model, not a curated record